Messenger RNA from Peniophora sp. CBMAI 1063, 2334 nucleotides. The record is from the annotation of a GenBank genome assembly. Lineage: Eukaryota; Fungi; Basidiomycota; Agaricomycetes; Russulales; Peniophoraceae.
AUGCUCAGUACCCUACGACGCCCGCACGUCCUCUCUUCUCGGCUCAGGCGCCAGAAUGGCGGCUCGUCGCCUCGAGAUUCGUCGCCACAGUUCAGACGCCUACCCAUCGAUGAUCUUUGGGAUCGCGCCAUCGAGAAAUAUGAGGAAAUCGUCGGCGCGAAAAUCGACGAGGACGAGCCUCUGAUGGCAGACCUGCGGAGUUGCGAAACUGCCGAUGCGAUUGUCGAGACAAUUGAGGAGGCAACGCGGCAGUUCAGGAAGAAGCGUGAAGGCAGUAAGGCGUCACAGAGCCUGCGAAGGGUCCUGAGACCUUUGGUGCAUGGGCUACGCGUUGUGCUAGAGACAGGUGCAGAAACGGGCUCAUCCUUAGGCAUUCCAGGAGGUAAAGGGAUAUUUGCGGCAAUCGCGGUGCUUGUCAAGGCGGCGGAAGGUGUAAGUGCGAUAUACGACGAUAUAGAUGCUCUAUUCAAGCAUUUUCAAUCAUACGUCGAAAUAUUGCAAGUAAGGGUUGAGGCGCCCAUCGGACACGGAACGCGGGACAUUGCCGUGGAAGGACUCGCGCAACUUCUGAUAGGGUUCGGGUUGGCGACCAAGGAGUUGCACAGGAGACGCUCUAGUCGUUUUAUGUUGUUCUUUCUCAACGGAGGCGGCGAGAUCCAGGCCAUCAAUCGCACUUUGCAAGACGUCGAAGUUAGGCGUGACAGAAUGGCAAUUGCAGAGCUCUCUGUUGUUGCAAGUCAGCUUUCAAGUGGCGUAGAUAAUAUCCAAGCGUCUGUAGCGCAGCUUUCAGCGCAAACAGAUACUCAAGUCGCAGACCUUUCUCUUUCGGACCCUCGAGCACACGCAGAGAGUGCGAGAAGGGGGGACGAUGAAGCUUUCGAUGAGAUGCAGGGUCUCCCGGGUUGUUUAGAAGCUGCUGAAGCCAGGCAGAGAACGAAUGGCGACGAGGACUUCUACCCCUCUGCGCUGCAACUUCGUAGUGCUUGCCGUCAAGUUCGGCGCGUCGUGCUGAGGUUCAGUUGCGAAGACCAAACAAUCAUCUGGCGCGCUCUGGGGGCAAUGCUGUCUUACAUUGUCGAUAGGGAGCGUCCACAUUCAGACCAUGAACAACUCGGAUCGACCGUCUCCAAUGAGACUCAGACCGUAGACAUGGCUUUCACAGUCUUUGCCGGACUCGGUGCAGGUUUCUUGCUCUGUUUCAUGUUCUACAAAUUAACAUCCAUUCAUUUACAUCUUGGAUGGGCGGAUGGUACUGUCAUCGUCGUGGAUGUACUAGGGCGGAGUCUCGAGCUUCUACAAGAUGAUUACAAAACCUGGGAGACGGCACAUAGCUUCCUCGUGCAAGCCUUUCGCGGCCAGCUUGGCGAGGACUACGUGCGUCAGGAAACGUACGGACUCGGUGACUCCAAACGGCUCCUCAUCGAUCGUGGAGAGUGGUCGCACAUCGUGAAGGCCGGCUCAAGGUUUGAUAUGAGUAUCAUCGUCCUUUCGGAGACGUCUCGGUGUCCAUACUGCAAGAUGGGGACGACUGGCAAAGAAGUUCAAAUCGGAGAUGGUCGCAUAAGGUGUGCUUAUGCGGGAUGCGGGAGAUUAUAUGCGUCUCAGAGUGAGGGAGACAGUGCUACAUCAAAUGCAGCUGAGCGCACGCGCAAGGAGCCUGAAGAAGACGUGGAUCAUCCCGAAGACAACUCUGAGGCUGGGCACAGUCGUUCCACAGAAUCCACACAGGAUGGUCGCCCUACAUACCUUGCAUCUGCUGGUCUGAAUGCUUUUUUCCGAAUUGUGGUGGCAUUCAGAGAACAACAAGCCACUGUUGAACGCGAACCGUCACCUAGCGAGCGACCGCCCGCAGGUACAGAGUCUGAGGCUGAUCCUCACACCCAGGGCGAUACUGAAGCUGAUGAUGCGGCGCCCGGCGCUGGUGAGGAAGGGGGAGCCGGUCUUGCACGUGAACUGUCCCCCAGCGAGUCACCGCUAGAUAACGCGGCGGCACCUGCAGGUACAGACUCUGAGGCCGAGUUUAUCACUGGAGGCGAUGAGACCCAGGGCGACACUAAAGCCAUUGAUGCAGCCCCCGGCGCUGACGUUAGAAGGAGGGCUGGAAGUUCUGGAACAGACUACGAGAUGCGACUGCACAACUAUCUUGCGAGAUUACGUCAAUUAAGUGGCUUCAAAUGGCAACUAACUAGUGAUGGGCCUCCCCACAGUAUAAUGCAUUAUGCUACCGCCACCCUGAACGGUCAGGUCAUCGGUCGAGGUCAGGGGGUUGCAAAAGGGCUAGCCAAACGCAACGCGGCCUAUCAAGCCUUGGUAGCAUUGCGUGUUGAGCCGUGA